Molecule: messenger RNA, 1400 nt
Organism: Lactuca sativa (garden lettuce)
Lineage: Eukaryota; Viridiplantae; Streptophyta; Magnoliopsida; Asterales; Asteraceae
Source: RefSeq, a predicted model, not a curated record
UUUACCUACCAGCAAGACUUUUAAAUCAUCCACACCACGUAUUUAUAGACAUUGUACUAUAUAAAACACAUGCUCAAUGCAUUUCUAGCUCUCCUACAUAAAUACGCACAGUUUCAGAAUCUUCUUCUUCUUCAUCCUACAGCAAAUAAACACUUGAGAGUGAAGAACAAGAAGAAGAAAUGCUCAGAGGUGGUGCAUCGAUUGCUAUAGCUUCCAUGUGGGCUUCCAUGGCGACUUGGUCCACAUCCACUGUUCUUUUCUGUGUUCUUAAUCUCAUGAUAGCCACCAUCUUCAUAGCUUCAAACUUCAAGUCUGACAAUCACCAUCCCCAUAAUUUACAAAGUCAACUCGCUCGAUCUCCCUCGUUUCUUGAGCGAGUCAAGUCUGUGAAUUUAUCAUCUUUCUACAACACCGCAGAAUCACAUGAUGACGAUCAUAGGGUUCAAUAUGAUUCCACUGGGUACAGCUCACCGAGUCAACUCUACCGAGCUCCGUCUCUCUUGCAACGAGUCAAGUCCAUGGAUUUUUCUUUCAAUUCUUUCUACACAGCUCCCGUAGAUCAGUUGCACGAAGAACACCAACAUGAAUCGGAACAAACAAACGAUGACUCAACUAGACAUCUCGCCCGGGUUCCAUCGAUUUUGGAGCGAGUCAUGUCGAUCAAGUUCUCCGCUGAAUCAGAACAACCCAGUAACUCAAUAGGUGAACCAUCUCGAGCUCAUUCGUUGUUGGACCGAGUCAAGUCGUUCAAACUCCCAUCCCUUUUAAACUCCGAUCAUCAUUCCCGUGACACCUUCUCUAACCACGAUCAACGUUCUGACAUCGACCUGGACCCACAUCGAGAUCCAUUUCAUGAUCAUAACGUCACAAGCAACUUGUCAAAUGAUUCAGGUGUAACACCGGCGAAGAAACCAUCGACAAAUCUAACAAAAUCGCAUAGCGAGAGGAGGGUGGCGGAAUCAGACGAUGACAAAGAGGAAGUCGAGCGAAGGCGGCCGGAGACGAUGAAAGCAUCGGUUGGGGUGCAUGACGAAAGCGUGGAUGCAAGAGCUGAUGAUUUUAUCAGAAGGUUUAAGCAACAACUAAAACUGCAAAGGAUUGAUUCAUUUAAAAAAUUUAGAGAAAUGUUGAACGGAGGAACUUCUUCCGGCUGAAAUAAAUAGUUCCUUUCCAAAAUGCCUUUUUUUGGAGCUAUCCAUCUUGUUUAGGGGUAAUUUGGUCAUUUCAUUACUUUGUUGGCAAUCAAAUCGCCGGUGGAGCCGCGGUCUGUGGUGGAGAACAGUGGUUGGAGUCUGGACAUGGCCGCCACAUUGCCCUUUAUGGUUUGGUUGUCUUAUCAUGUUUGUACGUAGCUGUUUCCAUGGAUAUUUUAAGCAUCUUUAAGCUUAUUUCUAUUUUUA